Messenger RNA from Salvia miltiorrhiza (redroot sage), 819 nucleotides. RefSeq lists its product as uncharacterized. Lineage: Eukaryota; Viridiplantae; Streptophyta; Magnoliopsida; Lamiales; Lamiaceae. The transcript has 2 exons. Bases 1 to 819 code for a protein of 272 amino acids. The record is from RefSeq and is a predicted model, not a curated record.
AUGGAAAGGUUUAACAAGGCUUUGAUGGCCAAAUGGAUAUGGCGUUUCCUCACUGAGAAAGACUCUUUAUGGGCUCGAGUGGUUAGGGCAUGUAAGGGAGAAAUGAAUUGGGAUGAAGGAGGCUUUAGGAUCGAUGGGCAUCGGGAUAUGAGGGCGGGUUGGUGGAAAAAGGUUCUGAGCUCCAUAGUAAAUGAAGGAAAACCCGACGGCUGGAAAUGGAAAGCAACUCCAAAUGGAAUCUUUAUGAGCAAAGGACUAGAUUUUAAGAGAAUCUGGAAAGCCCCGACAGCGCACAAAGCAAAAACUACAGCGUGGAGGAUCAUGAACGGGAAAAUGGCGACUGUCGACAAUUUGCUGAAAAGGAAGGUGCCUUUUCCGAACUCAGAACAUAUUUGCGCUUUAUGUCAAGUGCCACCUGAAAACACCAAUCAUUUAUUCUUUUCCUGCCAAAAAUCUGCAGAAAUCUGGUACGAAUUACUCUCUUGGUUUGGAAAGCAGUCGGUCCUUCAAUCAAAUGCGAUUGAUCAGUAUUUGGCCUUCACAAAUAUUGGUCACAAAAAGGAUGCUCAUUUUCUGGUUGGAGUGUGGAUCUGUACAGUCUGGAGUAUUUGGAAAGAAAGGAAUGAACUCCGUUUCAACAAUGGAAAGUGGGAUAAAGGAAAAAUGGUGGCAGACAUUAAAUCGAGACUAUGGAGCUGGAAGCAGGCAUACAAUAUGAACACAGCACCUGAUGAUUUUAGAUCCUGGUUCAUCGCUGUAAGACUUGAGAAUUCAGCUUCAAACUCUGAUACAGGAAUGUUACCCUCUCAUGUUUCUUAG